AUGGCUCACGCAUUCAGGAUGAGUGACCUCGGCCUGCUUCACUACUAUCUCGACAUUGAAGUCAGGCAGAGCGCGGAGGGCACCUUGAUCAGCCAAAGAGCCUAUGCCACCAAGAUUCUAGAGAAGAGCGGCAUGGCAGGAUGCAAUCUAUGUCAAGUACCAAUGGCAAUGCGUCUAAAACUGAGCAAGAGGAGCACGGAGCCGCUGGUGGAUGCAACAGCAUACAAAAGCAUCGUGGGGAGUCUCAGGUACGUGGUCAAUACUCGUCCAGACUUGGCAUUUGCUGUUGGUUAUGUGAGUCGUUUUUUAGAGGAGCCACGAAAGGAUCACUUGGCUGCUGUGAAGCAAAUUCUCCGCUAUGUGGCGGGAACCAAGAGCUGGGGUCUCAGGUAUGAAAGAAAGAAAGAGGAGUAA
Spirodela intermedia is the source of this 414-nucleotide messenger RNA. Lineage: Eukaryota; Viridiplantae; Streptophyta; Magnoliopsida; Alismatales; Araceae. The record is from the annotation of a GenBank genome assembly.